AUGCGCCAAGACAAGCCCCUCCAGCGCUACGCCCAUAAGCACAAGCAGGCCCUGUGGCCCCUGACCAUCACCGCGUGCUUGAUCGGCGGCGCGGGCGUCUUCGAGUUGCUACGGGUCUUCGCCGCGACGCCAUGGUGCCGGCCGAUCUGCUACAUCCUGGUAGGCUUUACACUAGCUCUGAAGGCCUUCUCAGUACAUGUGGCCAAUGAAGGCGGCCCCAUCGCGUUGUUGCCCACACCGUUGAAACGGUGGCUCCUGACCACUUCUGUCUUAGAUGCUGCUUCAGAAGUAGCCAUGCUCGUCGACUUCCAGCACUGGAUCGGCGUGUUUAUUCACGCCAUCCAGAUGCUGCGCUUGGACUCUCACGAGCGCGAGGAAAUCCUGCACAAGCUCGGACCUACCAUACGAAGGUGGGCGACGCGACCCGGGCUGCUGCGAGCGAUCCGGCCCUUGCACGACGCUUUAGUCUGGGAGGAAUCGGAUGAUGACGACGAGGUCCCGGUCGCGCCCCCGUUUCUGAAACGAGUGACCUCACGCCCGACGCCGCCGCGUUCGUCGAGGCCGCGGCCAAGAUCAACCCCUGGUCGACGCUCGUGCACAUCCUGUCGACGCGGGCCUACCGCUCGUUGCGGGCGAACUUGUCUCCUUCGGCGCUGGCGGUGUCGGCCGCGGUGCCGGCGGGCCUGGUCGCUGCGGUUUUAACGAGGCGGGACCACCGGAUCCUCUUGCAGCGGGAGUUCUCGCGCAUUAUUCUGACGGGCGGCGCCGUCGCGGCGGCCGUGCCGUUCGCCGCGCUAGUGGGCUUGCACGUCGCCCCGGGUCCCGAGGGCCACAACGACCCGACCUCGCCAGUUCCCGAAAGAGGGGUCCCGGCGCUUUGGCCAAAGCUGGUGGUUUGGCGGCGGUCGUCUUUUCGGUCUUCGGCGGGCUCCUGUCGCCGGCGGCGUGGCGGACGACGUUUGGAACGAUUGGCGGGGGCUGCGGUAACGGCCUUUGUGAGUUUGACUUUUAACGUUUCGCGUCGAUGGCGUGGCGCGCGCUGGGCCAUUUUGUCCGCGAAAACCCGUCAAAGACCAAUCUCAGUGCCGCCUCUCGCGCGCCGGCGUGGCUGAGGCUGCCCACUUGGCCUGUUGAGCGUCCCGGCGCAGCAUCGCGUGAUCCCACGAUGGAACUGACUGAUGAUCCCAUUGAGAACUCCCAGGACCAACUUGAUGCUGUGCCUCAGCAGCAGGAAGGAGAAGACAUCGAUAACUCCGACGACGAGGCACCCGCCGCGCCUGCAAGUGCACCACCAGUAGCGCCGCCGCCGCCGCCACCUGCACCGCCCGUGCCGCCGCCGGUCUCGCGAUCGGCGCCACCGCCUCCGCAGCCGCGGCCACAGAAGAGGGCACGACAUUCGUCGUCUGGAUCCGCUUUUGAGACCGGCAACCUGCUGUUUGCAAACACGGCGCAACGAAGCGUGCUCCGCUUGGUCCUAGAAGACAAAAAGAACGUGUUCUAUACCGGGUCCGCGGGGACCGGCAAGUCAUUCACCACCCGCCUCAUCAUCGGCCGUUCCGAAAACAAUACGGAGACAAGUUUAAUCGGCGCGUCGCCGUCGUCGCGCCGACGGGCAUCGCUGCGGCGAACGUCGACGGCACGACGAUUCAUCGCGCGGCGGGCGUCGGCGUGCCCGGGCAGCUGCGGGAUUUCGGGCGCAUCUGGGAGAAGCGCGUGGACGUUCCCGGUUUGUCGCCCGACGAGAAGGCUCCCCUGCUCUGGAGAGAGCUCGAACAUCUGAUCAUCGACGAGCUGUCGAUGCUGUCGGGCGAGUUCUUGGAUCGGCUCGCUGCGGAGGUGCGCAAGAUGCGGGGCGACAGUAGGCCCUUUGGCGGGAUCCAGCUGAUCGCGUGCGGCGACCUCCUCCAGCUGCCGCCGAUCGAGAAUAGUUACGAGCCGGAUCAGGGCGUCGAGUUCGACGCCGAUAAUCCCGCGGACGUGACAAAUCAGCUGGGCCCCCUCUUCUGCGCCCGCGGUCGCUGCUUCGAGGCGCGAUGUUUCUGGGACGCGAGAUUCCACUACGUGAAGCUGACGGAGUGCUACCGCCAGGCGGACCGCGUCUUCAGCGGAAUUCUCGACAGAAUCCGCGUCGGCGACGCUUCUGAUCGCGAGGAGCUCAACGAGAACUGCCUACGACCGGCGGGUCCGGGCCUGACGUUAUUUCCACGCAACCGCGAGGCCGAUGCGCUGAACGACAGGAAGUUCAGAGCGCUGGAGGGCACUGCCGAGACCUGGGCCGCGACCGACGCCGUUUGCCUGUUUCAAGAGGCUGACAAAAUUUCGCGAGCGAACGCCGUCGAUAUCGUAUCCGACUGUUUCAAAGACUUCCUGGCGAUUGAUGAGGUACAGCUCAAGGUCGGGUGCCGCGUGCUAAUGCUCGCCAACGUCGACCCCAAAGCAUCGCUCUUCAACGGCGCCCAAGGCGAGGUCGUCCGCUGGGCGACGCCGGACGAGCUGUUUGCGCGCGCCAUAUCCGACGCGGAGACUCUCGCGGAAGAUUGCGAGGUCUGGAGGACGGUAGCUACGGCCCUCCGCGGCGGCAACGCGAAAGCCGCACAGGACGCUCUGUGGCGGCGGCCCGGGGCGUCAAUGAGUCAGAAUGUGGACGUGGCCCCGUUCACGCGCGAUGACUACAUGGCGGCGAAGAGCCACGUGAAGCGUCGAGACCGCUGCGCGGCGGCGUGGCUCGUGGAUCGGCUGGUUGAGGGCGCUCGCGUGCCGGUCUGUCGCUUCGAGGGGCAAUCAGAGGUCAUUGUCACGGCGACGUUGUUCGAGCGGGAGGUUGCGGGUAUCGGCGUCGCGAGGCGGAGGCAGAUGCCCCUACGGCUCGCCUGGGCGCUGUCCGUCCACAAAUCUCAGGGCAUGGGAUUGAAACAGGUAAGGUUCGACCCUGCGAAGACCUUCGACGACGGCCAGGUGUACGUGGCGCUCUCGCGCGCGACGACAAUGGAGGGCCUCUCGCUCGUGUCUCGGGUUCUGCCGCGGCACCUGCGAUGCGAUAGCCGCGCGUUGCGCAUGAUUCGGUACCUCGAUAGCCUCCUUGCGGAUGGCGCCGCCGACGUCCAGCUGCCCGCGAAUCCGCCGGAGGAUCUCGUUAGGACUUGGGAGCAGCGGCCUCCGAAGAUCCGGAGACGGAGUUCUAUGGCGCGCGCGAUAGGGUCCUCGUUGUUUUAA
Messenger RNA from Pelagomonas calceolata, 3213 nucleotides. The record is from the annotation of a GenBank genome assembly. NCBI's taxonomy places the organism in Eukaryota, Pelagophyceae, Pelagomonadales, Pelagomonadaceae.